AUGACUACCCUAUCUCGUCAUCACUCUACCGAUCGUCGUGGUCGCCUAUUCGCCCGUUGCCCAAGCCCUGCUAUGCCUUCUUAUGACUCCUGGUAUGGCCAAGCUAAACGCUUGGAGUUCGAUGGCGAUCUAAAAGGUGCAUUCUCUGCCUUUAUGGAGGCCAUAGCCCGUGGUGAUAGAGUUGACUCAUCCCUAAAGGACGUUGCUGGUCUACUCAAUAUGGUUGGUCAUGUCCACGCAGCUGUAAGGUUCCUCGAGGACCACAGGGGUCUUGCUUCUAAUGUUAUUGGCUAUGAGAACCUUCUAGAGAGGCUAAAGAUGGAGGCAGACCGAGCUGAUGUCCUAGCUGCUUCUGCUAAGGCUACUGCAUCCUCUACACACAUGCCUGAUAACAUUAUACCAACAACACUCAGGAUCACUGCCUCUGAAGAAGGAUGUAAUAACGAUUCGUCGUCCUCCUCCCAUUCGGUUACACCCUAUACCUGCGAGAGGCUCUUCCCCAACCCUCACAAGAUCCGAGCUAUUAUCUACCUCAACCCAUCCGGCACAGAUUGCCUAGUGGACUUUGGUACGAACUCAGCAGCUAGGAAGGCUCUUAACGUCCCCAAGCUGGUCGACCAUUACCUCAUCGAAUGGGCCACUGAUGUCUGGCAGGAGUUGUCAAAGCGCCUCGCUGUACGGCUACAUCUUGAUAAGGAGCAUCAUAGACUGCUAUUGCCUAGUACCACUGGUGAGGGUAAUGGAGACCUUCAACAAUUGAGUUCGAGGACAAGGCAGAACUACAUGGCUGCUUUCAAGAACCUAUUCGAAACUCCUACCUUUCAGCGAGGAGAUCCUCUUAUCGAAGAGGUUAUACCCUUAUACCAAGAAGGCUUGCAUUGA
Perkinsus marinus ATCC 50983 is the source of this 882-nucleotide messenger RNA. RefSeq lists its product as hypothetical. NCBI's taxonomy places the organism in Eukaryota, Perkinsozoa, Perkinsida, Perkinsidae. Bases 1 to 882 code for a protein of 293 amino acids. The record is from RefSeq and is a predicted model, not a curated record. The transcript has 7 exons.